AUGGGUAUUUUCAGUAAUUCACAACAGGACAAAGACUACACAGAAACACAAGUGGACAGAACAAUCAACAAUCGUUUUGCCUCUCCAAAGGAUAUAGCUGCUGUUAAUGAUUUCUUCAACAAUCAAGUCAUUUCGCCAUUAGGCAAUAUCAUUGAUUUGGAUGCAAUCUCCAAUGUUUUCAACAAGUCCAAUUUCCCAUUCCAUGAUAAUGUCAAUGAAAUAAUUGGUGGGUUCACAAGAGGCUUUGGUGCAGGUGACGAAUCAUUAACUACAGGAUUGAAAGCUUAUCCAACUCCAAGUGCCACUUUAUAUCAAAAAUGUAUGGAUAAAGAUGGUUUAUCAGUUUGGGAUGAUAAAGGCUGGUGGAGAUGCUUAUUCCCAAAACUUGCGCUAGAUGGUGAACAUGUUUUAUCAAAAGAGGAUGUUUUGGAUGAUAAGUCUAAUAAAUUUGGGUUGUUUUUCAAAGAUUACACUGGUUAUUUAGACUGGAAGUCUCAAAUGAAACAAUUGGUUAAACAAAAGGAUGAAGAACAGAAACUUGCAAGACAUAGAGAUAAUAUUGAAAGUAUUUACAAUGAUUAUAGCAAAGAUUCCAAUUUCGAAUUCGGGCAAGGUGGUAAUGAUGUUAUAAGCAGUAGCAAGUCUGUUUAUUUCAAAACUUUACCUAACGGUGAUGGUGAAGAGGUUACUGAAAUUAGUAAUGUCUUUAGAGAUGGUAAAUCAGAGAACAAGAAGUUUAAAAGAUUGAUUCCAAGAGAUGGUGAACCAUCAACCAUUGAAUAUUUACCAGACGACAAGAAUGACAGCAAAUUGUCCAGUUGGAUUUGGGGAAGUAAAGAUUGA
This is a messenger RNA of Hansenula anomala, 843 nucleotides long. It is a transcript of the gene MPM1, whose product is annotated as Mpm1p. NCBI's taxonomy places the organism in Eukaryota, Fungi, Ascomycota, Saccharomycetes, Phaffomycetales, Wickerhamomycetaceae. The transcript has a single exon. The record is from RefSeq and is a predicted model, not a curated record. The coding region runs from base 1 to 843 and encodes 280 amino acids.